AUUAGGUAAACCUUCUCCGUCAGUAAGCUGGUGGAAAGAUAACACACUUUUGGAUGACAGUUACGAAACCACCGACAGAGGGACAGUUAUAAACCAAUUAGUCAUUCCAGAGUUAAAGAGAUAUCAUCUAAUGGUAACCUUAACGUGCCAGUCAUCUAAUAACAACAUGUCUGCUCCUUUGACGACUCGUAUAACAUUAGAUAUGAAUCUUAGACCCAUGACAGUAAGAAUACUAGACAGACGACAACCUCUGUCUUCGGGGAAAGUGAUAGAACUUGAGUGUCGUACCAACGGUUCUCGUCCACCGGCCGAUAUAACCUGGUGGAAAGGUUCGGAACAAUUAAUGUCGAAUAAAAACCGAACGAAACAAAAAGAUGGAAACCUAAAUCACAACAUUCUAACUUUUCGGCCUUCAAAGGAAGACAACGGAAAAUAUUUAUUUUGUAAAGCAGAAAAUCCUGAAAUACGGAACAGCGCCAUAGAAGACACCUGGCGGCUAGAAGUGUACUAUCCACCGGAAGUGACACUCAGACUCGGAAGUAAGCUUCGCCAUUCGCAUAUUCAAGAAGGAAAUGAUGUUUAUUUCGAAUGCAACAUUCGAGCUAACCCGAGGGUAACCGAGAUCACUUGGUUAUUUGAAGGACAAGAAAUUCAAACGAACACAACAGUGGGUGUCAUAGUCAGCAACCAAUCGCUGGUUUUACAAAAAGUGAGACUCGCCAGUAGAGGUCACUACUACUGUUCGGCAGGAAAUUCGGAAGGAAGUGAGAAGAGCAAUGUUGUGUAUUUACGUGUGCAGCAUGCCCCUAUUUGCAAACCUGGUCAGAAAACUCUCUACGGAGCGACGAUGCACGAUGGGGUCAAAGUGCGUUGCGAGGUGGAAGCUGACCCCGCGUCGGUGACCUUCAAGUGGACAUUUAAUAAUUCUGAGGAACAGUCCAACAUCAAUGAUUUUGAGAGAAGCGGGACGAUCAGCUUUACUACCUUUACUCCAAGAACAGAGCACGAUUAUGGAACUUUGCUGUGUUGGGCUCGCAACAGUGUUGGUACACAACGCCACCCGUGUCUGUUUCUGGUAAUUCCCGCAGGCGUUCCGGAUCCACUUCACAACUGUUCCGUUCUCAACAAAACUGACCACAGUUUCCGGGUGGAAUGCGAGGCGGGUUACGAUGGGGGGCUAAGACAACAGUUUGUAAUGGAAGCUUAUGAUACUCCUCGCCGACGGUUGAGAGAAAAUAUCACUUCCUCUUUUCCGUCAUUUCUCGUCCGUAGUCUCCCCGAGUCGUCGAGCUACGUGGUGUUGGUUUACGCCGUCAACGUCAGAGGUGCAAGUAAGACCCGAGUCCUGAAAGUCACAACUUUAGCCAGUCCCGAGUCUCUGGCUCACAACGUAAAUAAUCAGUGGAGAACAGCUGUUGGCUCAGUGUUGAUCAUCCUGGUUUCUGUUGCUGCUGGAGUCAUAACAGUUGGUAUAGCAACUAUACUCGUUAUAAAGUACAGAAAAAAGAAAGGCCAAGAAAACAGAAGUGGGGAAAAUGAAGAGGAAGAAAAGCCGCACGAAAACAAAAAUGAUUCUCCAUCUUGCCUAAAUGUGGGACCACCGGACGAAAAGUGUCCAGAUCUAAUACCAGGUAGGUUCUCAUCGGUAACUCCACUGAGGAG
Messenger RNA from Limulus polyphemus (Atlantic horseshoe crab), 1662 nucleotides. Its product is annotated as nephrin-like. Lineage: Eukaryota; Metazoa; Arthropoda; Merostomata; Xiphosura; Limulidae. The record is from RefSeq and is a predicted model, not a curated record. The annotation marks the transcript as partial. The transcript is spliced from 8 exons. Gene Ontology annotation, molecular function: protein binding.